Molecule: messenger RNA, 1890 nt
Organism: Pseudomyrmex gracilis
Lineage: Eukaryota; Metazoa; Arthropoda; Insecta; Hymenoptera; Formicidae
Exons: 1
Coding region: 1-1890 (629 amino acids)
Molecular function (GO): zinc ion binding
Source: RefSeq, a predicted model, not a curated record
AUGUUAACUGCUGCUGUAGAGAAAUAUACUUCAAGUUUAUCCGAACUGAGUUUGUCUCAGUCAAGUUCAGAGGAUCCGACAGUGAAAAUUCAAAUCAAACCUACACAAGAUGAAAACGACAUUGAAUUUAUAGAGGUCCAAAUUGGAAGGACUGUUGCUACACAUAAGUAUUGUUGUAUUUGCAACGUCACUAAAAAUAUUACUGUUGUUCCCGAAGCAGCUCGUAUACAAUCUUUUAUUAAAAACCGAAUUUAUAUUCCACAAGGAAAUCGAUGUUGUAAAACACAUUUAAUAAACAAUCGUUUUUACAAAGAAGAUCUGAAUCUUAUCAAAGUAUACUCUAAUUCAACUAAAAUAGAUGCAGUUGAAUUGAAACAUAUCAUGGAAUGCUUUGCAAUCGAAUGUGAUUCUACANUACUAGAUCAAAUUGGAAAUCGACUUUCUGAAGAACAAAUUCAUGUUUUUACNGGUUUAACGUGGGAAAAUAUUAUCGAGCUUCAAGACAUGUUAAAGUCAAUGCGGAACAAUCAAGCUCGUAGUGUAACGCAAGCUCUGGUUGUAUUUCUCUUCAAAUUACGAACAGGAAAUUCAAAUAAAUUGAUAUCUUCUUUUUUACAACUUAAAAAAGAACAGCUUGUUUCAGAAUAUUCGGCAUCUGUGAUUAAAGCGUUUCAUAAAGAUGUGCUUUCUUCUCAUUUUGGUUGUACUGCAGUAAAUAGAGAUGAUCUUAUUAAAAAUCACACUACAAUAAUUGCUAAAAAUCUUUAUGACACUACUGACAAUUUGAUAUUGAUUUGUGACGGUACAUANGCACGUCAUCAAAAAAGUUCAAACAACGAAUAUCAAAGAAAAUCCUAUUCAGGUCAAAAAAAAGUACCACUGUGCAAACCUUUCACGAUUUGCACAACUGACGGAUUUGUAGUUGACAUGCCAGGCCCAUACCUUGCUAAUCAAAAUGACGCUACAAUUAUGAAAGAUGUGAUAAGCGAGCCAAACGGUUUAUGUAGAUUGAUGAAACCAGGAGAUAUCUUUGUGUUUGAUCGAGGCUUUCGUGAUGUAAAAGAUGAACUGGAAACUAAAGGAUAUCAAGUAUUAAUGCCAUCAUUAAAAGNAAAGCGUAAUCAACUUACUGCAGAAGAAUCAAAUGCAUCGCGAUUUGUAACUAAAAUUCGCUGGCCCGUUGAAGCAGUUCAUGGAAAUAUAAAGCAAAAGUAUCAACUUCUUGAUAAAAUAAUCGACAACAAAAUGCUUUCGAAUGUUGGAAGUUAUUUUAAAAUAGCAUCUUUUCUACAUAAUAAGUUUGGUAAGCGAUUGACUUCUGAUAAGGAAAUCUUACAACAAGUUAUAGAAAGAAUGAAAUCGCAAAAAAAUGUUGAAAAUACAUUGGCUUAUGAAGUUGAAAGAAAUGGCUGGCUUCGGAAACGACUUCCUUUUGAAACGAUUUCAUCUAAGGAUUUAAAAAAUUUUCCAGAAAUGACCGAGAAGGACUUAAAAAUUNUGUUUACUGGCUCAUACCAAUAUAAGCAAGCAAUAUCGUAUUUAGCGGAGAUGAUAAAUGAUUCAGGAUUGAUAAACGUGCAAUAUGUAAAAGACAAAAGCAAUAUAUUGAAGGCUCAAGUGCAAUCACGUCACAUUGGGAGAAAAAGUUACCGAUGUUUUAUAGAGUACAAUUGUAACACUAUUGGAUACUCGGGAGUUUCAAGAUAUUUUUGUGAGUGUGCUAACGGAAGAAGAACGGUUGGAUGCUGUUCACAUGUUGCAGCAAUAAUCUAUUACUUAUCAUACGGACGAUAUUUGUCGAAAAUUCUCAAGCCUGCUCAAAUUCUUAGUGAAUUAUUCAAAAAAGAUAAUAUUAACGUAGUGAUAGAAAAUGACAGUGAUCAGGAUUAG